Megalops cyprinoides (Indo-Pacific tarpon) is the source of this 3234-nucleotide messenger RNA. It is a transcript of the gene helb, whose product is annotated as helicase (DNA) B. The coding region runs from base 1 to 3234 and encodes 1077 amino acids. Lineage: Eukaryota; Metazoa; Chordata; Actinopteri; Elopiformes; Megalopidae. The transcript is spliced from 13 exons. The record is from RefSeq and is a predicted model, not a curated record.
AUGGAGGAGCGCCGGUCGUCACGGCGUGAAAGAAUUAUAGUUGGUUUUAUUAUACCGAAAAAAGACACGGCUGAAGAGGAAGACUCUGGCACAGAGGAGGAAAAUGACGGGCCGGAGCCGGAAUUGUUAGACAUGACAGAGAUGAAUAAUUUGACUUUCGGUGGGCAGAUGAUAAAAGCCUCAUCCAUUGCAAGCACGGAAGUGAAUUUCCACGACUCGUCCAAGUGCAAGUCCAUCGGGCCGAAUUGUGGAGGACACGUUUACCAGGUGGAGGGCAGGUUCGUGCUCUCCGACCCCUGGUGGGAGGUCACCUGCAGGGUGCGUUGGGUCAGAGGCAAGCGGGUGGUGCAGGGGUACCCGGCGUACAGACUGCGGAGCGAUUUGGGGAAGGACGGGCGGUCUGUGGUGGCCCUGUUCCUGAGGGCAUGCGGAGCGCCGGAUGAGCACCGCAUGGAGUUCAUGCAGUGGCUGCCAAAGGAGCAGAGUGUGGACUUCACCAACCUGCUGGAGACUCUGACCGACUUCCAGGAGGUAGAAGUACAGUACAAAGCGAUAGGCCUGGAAUUAAAGAAGAACACCACUGACUCCGUGGCUGGGAGAUGCGUGCAGGCAGCUGCUUGUAACCCACUGGUGAUGAGGUACCUGCCCACGCUGUUGCCACGGCAGUUUGCCAGCCUUCUUGAGAUGGGCGUGGAGAAAAAAAGUGGGGCCUCCCCACAGAAGCCCCAGAAAGAAGCGCAAGGGCAGAGACUGGAUGUACUGGGCAAACUGGAGGAGAUUAUCAGGACGGCCGUCUGGAAGCUGGGCUUCAAAUGUAUCAUGACCAGGGAGACGCGGCUCAUCAGGUGUGAGGCGUCGCUGGAGGCAUUGCGUGAGAGCGGCCUUUUCGAGGGAAUCCCCCGGCUGCAGCAGAACGCCCUGCGGGUGUACAGGAAGCUGAAGGACCACUGCCGCACCGGCAGCACCUACAUGGAGAUGAACACCCUGACGGAGGCCAUGGGCAGGAAGGAGAGCAUCUGGGAGGAGGAGACCUGGGAGGCGCUGCACUUCCUGAAGGAGCAGGAAGUGGUGGCGCAAGACCGGCAGCUGGUGGCCCUCAGGAACUUCUACGACUGCGAGGCGGACAUCGCGGAAAACCUGAGCUGCCUGCUGACGGCUGAGCCCUGGCACAUCGACCUGGACGUGAGGGCGGUUCUCCGUGACAUGCAGAGAGAGAAGAGGAGGAACAAGCCCAGCGGCCAGGACCCCGCGGCCCAGGCUGCCGGCGUGAAGCAGCAGCGUGAUUCUGUCCGUGUGGAAGCGGAGCCCGCCCCCCCGCAGCCUGGCCCCUCCUGCGUGGAGCCUGAGCCUGACGACGUGGAGCUGGACCCCGACCAGGUGCGGGCAGCCGAGAUGAUCUGCGCCAACCCGGUGACGGUGAUCAGCGGGAAGGGAGGGUGCGGGAAGACCAUGGUGGUCAGCCUGGUGCUGAGGGCCGCCAUGCUGCAGCAGCGGGCCCGCGAGAGCGAGGAGGUGCGCAGCGCCUGCCGCGAUUUCGAGAACGACAGCGGCGGGUCCCAGAGCUGGGACGUCCCGCCGGGCCCGGCUGGCCACACCAAGCAGCAGGGCGGGUCCAAUGAAAAAGCUCCACCGUCAGAGGAGAGGAUCGACGUCCUGCUAACCGCUCCCACAGGCAGAGCAGCAGGCAUUCUCACCAAGAGGACCAAAUUCCCAGCAUACACGCUGCACCAGGUGCUGUGGAGCUUUAUGAAUGCGAAGAAAGAUGAGAACGGCGCCCCGGAGAAGUGGAAAUUUGCCUCCGUGCGGGUGCUGGUGGUGGACGAGGGGAGCCUGGUGUGUGUGCAGAUCCUCAGCUCCAUCCUCUCCAUGCUGACCGAGUACGCCCGGCUUCAGAAGCUGGUCUUCCUGGGGGAUGUGAGGCAGCUGCCCAGCAUUGCACCUGGCAACACUCUGCACGACCUGUUCCACAGCCUUAGGAGGGUCCGCUGGGCUGUCGAGAUGAAAACCAACCACCGCGCUGAAUCCCAGCUCAUAGUCAAAAACGCAGGGCUAAUCUCGGAGAUGGGGAUGAAGAGGUGGUUCCGACCUCUGGAUUACGACGCCACUGUGGACAUGCGGUCCCCCGUCAUGCCCUCACCUGACAAGCAGUUCAUCCUCGUCCUCCUGCCCUCAGAGGGGACAGACUAUUACUACUCGUACCUGCAGGAAGCGAUCAACCUGCUCCUGAGGUCUGCUCCUGGGCUGCAGGAUGACAGGUCUUCACAGUUCAUUGCAUUCAGAAGGAAGGAGUGUAGCUUGAUCAAUGACCUUUGCUGUAGUCGCUAUUCUGGUCAUACUGUGAGGGACCACAGAAGGAAAUUGCAGUUUUGGCCAAAUGACAAGGUGUGCUGCACGAGAAACGGCUACGUUUCUGACCGGGACAAAGAGAGGGAGCUGGAGAGAGAACGUGAAAACGGCAAUGAUGGUGAAAAGAGGAAGAGUGUCAAAGAGCGACUCUGCAACGGGCACAUCUUCUUUGUCACUGCGGAUUUGACUGAAGAGGUAUCUGGUCGGGUUCGGAGCAAGAAGCGGUACCUGACACUGGAUGACCAGGAGGGAAGAGAGAUCACAGUGCUGUACAGGGAGCUGCAGAGAGAAUGCAAGCUGCGGCACGCCUGGGCCAGGACCAUCCACACCUUCCAGGGUUCGGAGGCAGACACCAUAGUAUAUGUCCUUGGCCACGGCAACAGGCAGACCUGGCAGCACGCAUACACGGCAGUGACGCGGGGACAGAAGCGCGUGUACGUGGUCGCCACGGAGAGCGGAAUGAAGUCGGCCGUCGAGUGGCGGGUCGUCAAACGCCAGACCAGGCUGGCCAGGCUGGUGAGGGAGGCUCUCGCCCAGAGGGGCGUGGAAGGGGAGGAACCUCUGAGUCAAUUCGGUCUCACUCAGCACACGCCCCGUACGCCUCACAGGAGGUUCACGGCCCCGGGCUCCAGCCAGUCCUCCCCUAUGGGCUUUCAAACUCCGAGUCUGUUGAAGAGGGACCGCUCUGCCACGCCCCUGCUGUCGAGGAGACUCGUGGAGGCUCCAGAAGAAUCCCCACUGGCCUGCUCUCGUCUGCGGCAACUGUCUCUGGACCGGCCCAGCUAUACCGGGAGGCAGCUCUUCCAGACCAACCCCAAGAAUGAGAGCAAUGAGAAGCCCUGCCCACUGCAGGAGAGAGCUCCUCCGGGGUCAGACCUGCACAGAUGA